Tripterygium wilfordii is the source of this 963-nucleotide messenger RNA. RefSeq lists its product as uncharacterized. The record is from RefSeq and is a predicted model, not a curated record. Lineage: Eukaryota; Viridiplantae; Streptophyta; Magnoliopsida; Celastrales; Celastraceae. Bases 68 to 718 code for a protein of 216 amino acids. The transcript has 5 exons. Gene Ontology annotation, molecular function: cysteine-type endopeptidase inhibitor activity.
GAAAAACGAAAAACGAAAAACGAAAAGGCUUUCUGGCUAGGGUUUGUUAUCUGCAACAUCUGUGUGAAUGGCGAGCCUCACCGCGGAAGGAUGGGAGUCCAAAUUGGAGGAUGGUGCGCCGCCAGAUAAAAGGCCUCGAAUUGAAUCCGGUGACAGUGGCGACAAAUCUAUUUGUGAAGGUGGAGACGAUAGCGACAAAUCAGCCGGAGACGAAGGCGAAAAAUCUGUUUGGGAAGGUGGAGACGAUCGGAAAAUACCUGUAGCCGAUGAUGAGUAUUACAGCGAUGAGAUGCCCGACGAUGUAUAUGAAAAAUAUGCUAGACAGAUUAACGAGAGCGAGUGUUUCGAGGUCGGGGACUUCAGGCAAUAUUUCAUGUAUAAUAUGGUGGUGCCUGUUGAUAUUAAUGACUACUAUCAGAAUUUCAUCACUCCUUUCGCAGAGUUGGGGAUAAAGCAGUUCAACAAGGAUGAGAAUGCGAAUUUUGAGUUUGUGAGGCUUGUGAAUCUUACCGCAAGGGUUGUCCGUGGUACCAAUUUUUACGCUACCUUUGAGGCAAAGGAUGUUGAUGGCAGUCAAAUUAAAACCUUCCAAGCUCUGGUGUUGUCAGCACCAGGACGUGAGAAAGACGAGCUCAUAUUUUGCAGGCUGAAACCCCCACCCACCAAAAAGCAAGGAACUGAGCAUGAGCAGGUAGGGCAAAGCCUCACCUGUUGCUGAUCUGUCAUCUGAGGCAUUGAAGAGUUGAUAGCUAUGGGUACUAUGCUAAUGGGACUGUAAAAAAGGUGGUUUUAUUUGAAUGAAACAAAAUUAGGUAAAGGUUUUGGAACCACUAAAUAUAUGUUAAUAUUGAGUUAGUGCUAUAGUCUAUUCGAAUGUUUUAUUUGUGGAGUGGAAGUGUGGAACAGUGUAUAUUUGACAGCUUAGCUUAUAUAUUUAUGUGGAUUUUUCUGACUAGAUAUUGC